Messenger RNA from Nerophis ophidion (straightnose pipefish), 2549 nucleotides. RefSeq names its product zinc finger protein 184-like. The transcript has 3 exons. Gene Ontology annotation, molecular function: RNA polymerase II cis-regulatory region sequence-specific DNA binding; DNA-binding transcription factor activity, RNA polymerase II-specific. NCBI's taxonomy places the organism in Eukaryota, Metazoa, Chordata, Actinopteri, Syngnathiformes, Syngnathidae. The record is from RefSeq and is a predicted model, not a curated record. Gene Ontology annotation, biological process: regulation of transcription by RNA polymerase II. The coding region runs from base 133 to 1383 and encodes 416 amino acids.
ACACGUGUUUCACUGGGACAAUAGUGAGUGGUGCACACUUCCUUCGCCCGGCCACAGAAGACAAAAAAGAGUUGCUGGUGUAACAAUAGGAAGAAUAUAUUCCACUCCUCUCUUGUACACGCGGCUUAUGAGAUGAACGCUCGUCAAGAAGAACGUCCCCUUCAGCAGCAGGAGGAUCCACAGCCCCCCCACAUUAAAGAGGAAGAGGAGGAAGUGUGGAUGAGUCAGGAGGGAGAGUGUCCUGUAGGGCAGGAGGAGGCUGAUGUCAGCAAGUUUCCACUGACUGUUGUCUCUGUGAAGACUGAAGAGCAUGAAGACAAACCACCUGAGUCCUCACAGCUUCAUCACAGUCCAAACGUCUGUGAAGAACAUCUUCUCCCUGAGCAACAGAAGUGGAGCUUCAGGAUGGAGCCACAGCCCUCCCACAUUAAAAAGGAAAAGAAACACCCACUGAUCCCCCAUUUUAAAGCGGAAGAGGAUGACCCACUGACCACUCACAUCAAAGAGGAAGAGGAGGACUCAUUGACCCCCAAUUUUAAAAAGGAAGAGGAGAAGCCACUAAUAACCCAUUUUAAAGAGGAAGAGGGGGACCCACUGACACCCCAUUUUAAAAAGGAAGCGGUGGAUCCACUGAGCCCUCACAUUAAAGAGGAAGAGCCACUGAUCCCUCACAUUAAAGAGGAAGAGGAGGAAGAGGGCAUCAGUCAGCCUAAAUGGUUGGAGGAGUUCCCAGUGACUGGUGUCCCUGUGAAGAGUGAAGGUGAUGAGGUGAAAGGUGAAAGUGAGGAGAGGGGAGGGGGGGAGCCUCCAAGCAGCAGCUCAACACAACACAUGACAACAGAAGCUGAUGGAGACCACUGUGGAGGAUCACAAGCAGACAAGCUCUUAGCUCCACUAUCAGAUAGUGAGGACACAACGUCACACUCUCCUGACACUGAUGAUGAAGACUCUAAAGAUGAUAAGACAUGUCACACUGACAACACUCACUUCACAUCUUCUCACUCUCACAAAACUUUUAAAUACCAUUGUCGUCUGAAAACACACAUGAGAAUACACACUGGAGAAAAACCUUUUUCAUGUUCAAACUGCGGUAAACAUUUUACUCAGAGGCCAGAUUUAAAAGUACACAUGAGAACACACACUGGAGAAAAACCUUUUUCAUGUUCUAUCAGUGGUAAAGAUUUUACUCAGAGGCCACAUUUGAAAGUACACAUGAGAACACACACUGGAAAAAAACCUUUUUCAUGUUCAAUCUGCGGUAAAGAUUUUACUCGAAGGGAAAAUUUCAAAAAGCACAUGAGAAUACACACUGGAGAAAAACCUUUUUCCUGUUCAAUCUGCAGUAAAUAUUUUGCGCAACGGCACUAUUUGAAAGAACACUGAGAACACACACUGGAGAAAAACCUUUUACAUGUUCAGUAUGUUGUAAAAGUUUUUUACAAAGUCAGCAUUUGAAAAGACACAUGAGAAGACACCCAGGAGAGAAAGUGUUGAGUUGCAGUGUGUGUGGUGAAAGAUUGUCUUCUAAGUAGCAGUGUAAGAAACACAAGUGUGCUGGUGAGAACAGCAGCAGCAAAUGAAACUGCAGGAUUUGAAAUAAACUGUCCAGACUUUAACUUUGACCUUCUAAAAACAUCAGCACAUAGUUUCUAAGAUUUAUAGAUGAGGUAUUUUGGAUUAUUGCCUUUUUUCAGUCAAGUACUACACAUGACAAGUGUUUUUUAAAGUUGUUCAUGAUUUAUCCCCCUUUUUUAGAAUUCCUCAAACAUUAUCAAUUUCAGAAAACAUGGGAACGUUUGGAAUGUUUGGGAAAAGUUAAUUAUGUACAUCAUCCCACAGAGCUUUACUGUACAUCCAUCCAUUUGUUCUACCACUUGUCUCUUUCAUUUUAUAUGUAUAGCAUUUAAUCACAUACUUGUCCGCCAAAGGGUGUUGCGUUUUGGAGGAACUCCUUCUGUCAGAGUGCUGUUCACACUUCUUUAACUGCGGAAAUCUACUCACAAAAACAAUCCAAACAGUAGGUAACAAAAAACGAUGGUGCGAAAAAGAGAAGACUAAAUGUGCAUUUUGGAAAAAAUAACAAAAGCUACUUCUAUACACAAAUAAAGUCAACUUGGUUUGGAGUUACAAGACGUGCACACUACAAAACAACACCAAGAUGGAUGGCACUGGGAAUGGCCAAGGUAGCAAAAUACUCAAAGCAUGUAAUCAACUGGCGUGGAGUAGAAUCGCCGAGUGCCAUCCAGCUGUCAAGGUGCUGCUUAAGUAGCACCAGGGUCAAUUGGAAGCAGCUGUGCACGUCCCACAACUCCGCCCACAAAGGCAACACAGGAACUCUAGGAGGAAGGAGAAAUGUAAGAACAAGGUCAACUGCACCAAAAGACGAAAACUGACUGUUGGAGCCAAAUUUCCUUAUUUGCUUAUAUUGUUUUUAUUUUGUUUUCUCUGAUUGAUUGCUGGCUUCAGUUCAUGCUGAAUUUCCCUUUCUGCAGAUUGCUCCGCCCACUUCCUGUUGAGAACCAGGAAGUGUCGACAGGGAUGGGACUGUU